Heterobasidion irregulare TC 32-1 is the source of this 1569-nucleotide messenger RNA. RefSeq lists its product as uncharacterized. Gene Ontology annotation, molecular function: guanyl nucleotide binding; G protein-coupled receptor binding; GTPase activity. The transcript is spliced from 8 exons. Gene Ontology annotation, cellular component: heterotrimeric G-protein complex. The record is from RefSeq and is a predicted model, not a curated record. Bases 1 to 1569 code for a protein of 522 amino acids. Gene Ontology annotation, biological process: adenylate cyclase-modulating G protein-coupled receptor signaling pathway. NCBI's taxonomy places the organism in Eukaryota, Fungi, Basidiomycota, Agaricomycetes, Russulales, Bondarzewiaceae.
AUGGGCCGCCUCUCCUUCGAGGACCCAGACCCGCUUACGGCCGCGCUCGCACCCCCGCCCGAUGAGACUCCCGCCGCCCGCGACGCGCGCGAGCACGCCGAGGCCGAGGCGCGCCGCGUGAGCGACGAGAUCGACGAGCAGCUCCGGCGCGAGGGCGCCGCGCUCCGCAAGCGCAAGCCCCCCGUCAAGGUAUUGCUGCUCGGCCAGAGCGAGAGCGGUAAAUCCACGACCCUUAAAAACUUCCAGAUGCAGUACGCCCGCACGACAUGGCUCGAAGAGCGCUCGUCCUGGCGCGCCGUCGUCCAGCUCAACCUCGUCCGCUCCGUCACCCUCCUCCUCGACAUGCUCGCCGCAGCCAUGGCCGCCCCCCACCGGCCCCCCACCGCCGACCUCACCGCCCCCUCCACCAUGGCCUCCACUUCCGCCGCCAACAACGGAAACGGCUACGCAGCGCGCGCGGACACCCCGUCCCCGUCGCUGCCGCUGCCCCCGCUCGCAUUCACGGAGCGCCACCAGCUGCUCAAGCUCCGCCUCGCGCCCCUCCGCGGCGUCCAGAUGGACCUCGAGCGCCGCCUCGGCGCCGCGGCCGAGGAGCCCACCUCCUCCACCAUCGCGCCGCACGAGGCACUGCCGCUCCCCCCCGCGUCGGGCAGCGCGGGCGCGCAGGCGGGCCGGCGCCCGCAGGAGUUCUACGUGCGCUCGCGCGACGGGUGGAAGUCCGCGCUCGAGCGCUUUCGGCCGCGCGGUUCUAGUGGAGGGGGUGGGGAUGACGGGGCGGCCGGGGUGGCGGCGCGCGCGGCGGCGUGGGCGCGGACGGACGCGGAGGUGGCGGAAGUGCUGGCGGGCCUUGGGGAGGAUAUGAGUGCUGUGUGGGAGGACGGGGUGGUUAGGGAGAUGUUGAGGCGGCGGAAGGUGCGGAUGGAGGAGGCGCCUGGGUUUUUCUUGAACGAUAUAGAGCGCAUCGCGAGGCGCGACUACGAGCCGUCGGACGAUGAUGUUGUGAGAGCGCGUUUGAGGACGUUGGGCGUGCAGGAGUACAGCUUCUACGUCGAAGAAGGACGCACGGCAGGGCACGAGUGGCAGAUGUUCGACGUCGGCGGCACGCGCUCCUCGCGCGCGCACUGGUACCCCUACUUCGACGACAUGGACGCGAUCAUCUUCCUCGCGCCCAUCUCGUGCUUCGACGAGCGCCUCGCCGAGGACCGGCGCGUGAACCGCCUCGAGGACACGUACCUCCUCUGGCGCACGCUGUGCUCGCUGCGCCUGCUGUCAAAGACGCAGAUCAUACUGUUUUUGAACAAGUGCGAUUUGCUGGAGCGGAAGUUGAAGGCGGGCGUGCGCGUGCGCGAGCAUGUGCCGAGUUAUGGGGAGCGGCCGAACGAUGUGGGGACGGUGAAGAAGUAUUUCCAGACGCACUUCAAGGAGAUCGCGAAGCAGCACUCGCCCGAGCCGCGCCGGUUCUACGUGCACCUCACGUCCGUCGUGGACACAAAAGAGACGGCGGCGACGCUGCGCACGGUCGAGGAGGGCAUCCUGCGCGAUAGUCUCCGCCGCGCAGACCUUCUUUGA